Messenger RNA from Solanum pennellii, 3248 nucleotides. RefSeq lists its product as uncharacterized. The coding region runs from base 71 to 3118 and encodes 1015 amino acids. Gene Ontology annotation, molecular function: cysteine-type peptidase activity. The record is from RefSeq and is a predicted model, not a curated record. Gene Ontology annotation, biological process: proteolysis. Lineage: Eukaryota; Viridiplantae; Streptophyta; Magnoliopsida; Solanales; Solanaceae. The transcript has 13 exons.
UGUCAAAAAUAAAUCAAAAAAAGCUCCCCACAUUCAUUGUUUCUUUAAUCAUGACAUAAAAGCUGACUUGAUGAAGUAUUUACAUGGACAUGUAUACAAUGUAUUCUGUGAAAGCACCUGCUUUGGUAAAUAUAUGCAAAUGCAUCAAUGUCGUGCUCGCGGACAAAUACAUAGGUGUUGCAUGGCGUUAGAACUCAACUGUAGUUCUCGCCAAGCAUUUGUAAUGCGUGUAAAUGGAUCUACGUUGCGUUUCACUUUGAGAGAAUUUGCUUUGAUCAGUGGAUUAAAUUGUGUCAACGAAGAAACUGAUUUCAUCUUUGAUCAGUCAGAACCAAAUAGUUUCAUGGAAAAAUAUUUUGAGGGUGUUAAGUUGAUCAGAAAAAUUGAUAUAAUGAGGAGUUUUCAUCGAAAAGUGUGGGGGGAGAACGAUCAGGAUGGCCUGAAGUUUGCAAUUUUAUACUUCAUUCAGACAGUGAUUUUUUCCGGUGAAAGAUCAACAAAAAAAGUUCCUAGAUUAUAUUUUGAUCUAGUCGAAAGUGGAAGGUACACCCAGUUUCCAUGGGGGAAAAAAGCUUUCUAUUUGCUGAUAAAGAGCCUGAGCAAGAAGUUAAAUGGUAAAAAGCAAUUUUACAGAAUUGGGGGAAUGCCUAUUGUAUUCCAAGUAUGGUUGUUUGAGUGCAGCUCGAGUAAUGAUUUCCAGGUCGCUCAAAAGGUUGAUGACCAUAUUCCAAGGUUGCUCAACUGGCAGACGACCAAUGAGAGUCGUAGAUACAAGAAACUUAUGAACACCAUAUUCAGUGAUGUUAAUAACAAGAUUAAAUUCAGGAACAUUACACCAAAUCAAAGGGAACUUGCAGUAUUGCAACUGCCACCGGAGGGUAUCGAAAAUCAAGCUCCACCUCAGUAUUCAGAUUCAUCAGAUGAUGAGAUAGAUGAUGAAAUAAUUGAUACAGAUGAUGAUCAACGAGAGGGAAGCUGUGACGACAAAGAUUCUGAAGAUGAUUUUCAAGCACCUCCCCCACAAGCAGUAAAGGUCAAAAGGAAGGAAAAUGUUGGUUCCUCAACGUCGCCUCUUAGAAAAAGGACAAAGAAGCUGGUGACUGGUGGAUCAAAACAGGAUGCAAAAAAAUUGGAACCUCGAAUUGCUCUUAAACAGCCGAUGAAAAAGAAUGCUGAGUCAAAAAAGAGAACAAGCGGACCUGAAGUGGAAGGCUGGGUGAAAGAGCUGUCAGAUUUCAGAAAAGAAGUUAAACAAGAGUUUGUUGAAAUUCGCAAUUUGAUCAACGACAACUUCAAAACUGUUCUGGCAGCCAUCAAUUCAAAACGGGAUGAGCAGGAGGCAGAGCAUUCUGAUGAUCAUGUUGUCCCUCCAAAAUCAAAUGAUGAAGAUGGGUAUACACCACCAUACACUUUCAAUAAAGAAUCUCCAACAAAUCAAGUUCUUGUAUCUCAGUGUGAAAAAUUGGAAUCUGGAAAUUCAGAGACACUCAAGGAUUCAAACGACAGUAAAUCAACAAAUGUUGUGCCCCAUACAAUCAACACUACAGAUGGAAUAUAUCCCAACUCCGAUGAUCAUGAGGUUUUUUGUAUCAACACCCCUGUUCGAAAUCUGAUUGAAGUGGAUUAUGAGUUAAGUGCACCAAGACCUACAAUUCCUAGAGUAAAUCAACCAAGUUUUGUAUUUGAUAUACCCCCACAAAAAGUGCUUGGAGUAUCUGAAAAAUCUCAUGAGGAUGAUGUUGAACAAAUGCCAUGUCCAGUCCCUAUCCGGAUUUUGGAUCACAUGAAAGUGACAACCGAUUCACAGUUUGAAUUGGACGAUCAAUUCAUGCCUAGUCUCAACUCUAUAAAGAGUAGCAUCGCACCACGUUCAACUGUGAUAAAAGGGCACACCGAACAGCUGCCAACAACAAUUGCAGGAUGCAUUACAACAAAGGCAGAUCAGUCCACUAUCGAUGUCCAAUUAGGUACGAACGGUGAAAAUUUGAUGAUAGAUCAACCUAUCAGCAAUAAGGAACAGACGCCAUUACCUAUGCGUAGGAAUAGACGUCCAGGUCCUUAUAAUACAUCUCCGUAUCUGACCAAUUUUGGAUCAUCUGCUGGUAGUUCAUCAAGUCAGGCUCACAUUUUUGAAUUGAAACACCCUUUUAUAUUUGAUUUGAUAUCCGGCGAUUAUGAUAUAACGUUGUGGGAUGCGUUUCGUUCAUGGAUCCGAGAUGGCUUACUUACAAAGCAUGACAGAAAGAAGCAUGAUCAAGACCAUUACAAGAAGAAUCUAGCUGUAAUUUCUGUGCCCAUUAACCUUGGCGUUCUCACAGUGGACAAUAAGAAUUGGUUCUAUAAUCUGUUUUUCAAAGGACAGUUAUUGAACAAUUCGCAUGUUGAUGUGAUUUUAUAUUAUCUACGGAAAAAAGCCAAGUAUGAUGUUGGAGGCAGCUAUAAAUACACAACUGUAGAUUGUGUUUUUAGUUCAAAGAUAUCUGCUAUUUGGGAAAAAUAUUUGGAUUUAGAUAGCGAUGUUGGUUGUGCCGAUGAAGAGCAUGUCAUUGGUGAAUACAUUAGAGGGUACAAAAUGCAUGCUGCUACACCUUGGCAUAAGAUUGAUUAUGUUUUUGUUCCUGUCCACGUCAAGGAGAAAUUUCAUUGGGUGUUGGCUGUGAUAUCAUUGAAUGAUAAGUGUAUCAACGUGUAUGACUCAUAUAGGGCAGCAGGUCACGAUGCAGCUAUCAGGGCAGAGAUAGUUAAAUUGUCUCAGUUGAUCCCUUUGAAGUUAUCAGUCAAUGAAUAUUACAACAAUAAAGGAAUUGAUAUAUCGCAAGCUCAACAAGAGAACGAGUUCUUUAAUGUAGUAUUCAUUGAUAAUGUUCCUCAACAGGCGCAUGGGUCUCUGGAUUGUGGUAUUUAUAUGCUAGCGUUUGCCGAAUACCUGUCAUACGGCCAAGGUAUUCCAGCGAAUAUUUUGGAUGCAUCGUGUUUACGGUCAAGAUAUGCUACACUUCUUUGGAAUUAUGGCCAACAAAAGAAUGAUGCCGGAGCAAUAAGUGACAAUGAAGCACCUCCACGAUAUAGCAGAUUGAAUGUAGCAAUGGAGGAGAUUGAUACAAUUCAAAUAGAUUAGUUAUUGUCCAUUUUUUGGUUUGUACUGGGACAUUAGUUUUUGUAUUAUAUGAAACGAUUUUAAAGGGUUCCAGUUCUUUUGUGUUUAUUAAUGUAUAAAAUCUUGAAGUUAUGGUUUCAAAGGUUUUGGG